UGUGAGCAAAAUUUGACGGAGGCCAGCUCCAUUAGGGAUCUCAGUGAAGCUGCGGAGGAGUGGCCCGAUCUCAACGCGACGUUGCUUGGAGUCUCGCAAUCGUGAUUGAUCGCAACGUUAAUCCUGUCUCGGAGGAGCUGCUGUGGUGAUCUCGGCCCUGAUUUGAUCCCCAAUUCAUUUGUUAUCGCUAGUGUUGUGGUGCUGUGAGCCAUGGAGGCGCAACAGCAGCAGCAGCAGCAGGGCGGGGGACCUCGUGCAACGCUGCUGGAGGCUCUGCAGGCGCUGUAUCAUCACCCCGACCCUUCCAUUCGCAACAAUGCCAACCAAUGGCUCGAUGAUUUUCAGCACACUUUUGAUGCAUGGCAGAUUUCGGACAGUUUGCUUCAUGAUCAGAGUAGCAGCCUCGAGGCACUGUACUUUGCGGCUCAGACUAUUCGAACUAAGGUGCAAAGGGAUUUUGAAGACUUGCCAGCUUCUGCACCAACUUCACUUCGUGCUUCUCUAAUGGCGCUGCUAAUGAAAUUUAGACAAGGACCAGCUGCCGUCAGAACUCAGCUGUGUCUUGCAAUGGCAGCUCUCGCCGUGCAAAUGCCCCCAGAAGAGUGGGGUCAUGCAGGAGUAAUACAUUGGCUUGGCCAGGAGCUGGGAUCUCAGUCUGAGGCUAUUCCCGUCCUCCUCGAGUUGUUAGCUGUUUUCCCUCAGGAAGCAAACAGCUACAAAAUUGCAGUACGACCAGAGAGGCGCAGACAAUUCCAUCGUGAAAUGGCUUCUUCUGUGCAGUAUGCGUUUGACUUGCUUAGCUCUUGCUUACGUGAUGGUUCUAUUCAAGUUCGGGAGCAGGUACUUCGAGCAUUUGCAGCAUGGAUGCGAUUCAGCUUUGGGAUCAGUGCGACUACCCUCGCCUCCCAUCCUUUGGUGGCAGCCUCACUUGCGGGACUAAAUUCUGAAGAGACAUUUGAUGCUGCAGUGGAUGCCGUGACAGAGCUAAUUCGCUUCACUGUGAGUGGGAGUCCUGUCGAUUUGUCUAUCCAUAUGCCUCUAGUGGUAGUAUUGGUUCCUCAGAUUAUGGCUUUGCAGCCUCGAUUUGCUGCAACUGUUAAGGCUGCGUACGCUGAAAAGCAAGCUCAACAAGGGGUUAAUGUCGACCCAAGUCAGCAAGGAGAAGAAGAGGACGAAGAAGUUACGAAGGGCAUGGCUUACUUAUUUGCGGAAAUCGGUGAAUCAUAUGUUGAUUUGAUUGCCAGCGGGUCUUCCGAAUCCCUCAUGAUUGUCGAAGCACUAGCGGAGGUCACAUCACAUCCUGAUGACAAUAUCGCUGCUAUAACGUUCAACUUUUGGCAUCGUUUGAGCCUUGCGCUUACAACUAGAUCGGAGCUUCAUGGAUCAGCUGAAGGAGAGGCUGCUAUUGAUGUAGAAAGGGAACGAAGGCUGGCAACCUUCCGCCCAACGUUUGAGCUUCUAGUGUCUUUGGUUAGUUGUCGUGUUACGUAUCCUCCAGGAUUUGAAACCUGGAGGAAAGAUGAACUCGCUGAUUUCAAGUCCACCAGAUAUGCUGUAGCAGAUAUGCUCAUGGAUGCGGCUGCUGUUCUUGGAGGUCAAGAAACUCUGAGGCUUCUUGCCCAGCCUCUGCUGCAGCUCGCUGCAAGCGCCAGAGGUGGAGGUUCUUGGGACUGGCGUGCAGCAGAGGCUUCGCUUUACUGCAUUCGUGCUAUUGGGAAAGCAGUUCCGGCUCGAGAAGAUGCUUACAUGCCUCAGGUCUUGGCGCUUUUAUCCCAGCUGCCUUCACAACCUCAGCUCAUCUAUACCUCAUCGUUGACUAUAGCAGCCUAUGCGGAUUGGCUAGGUGGCUCACCAAAUGCACCUACUCUUUUGCCAUCUCUUUUGCAACUACUUACCAGUGCUUUGUCAGCACCUGAAGAUGCUUGUGCUGCCGCUGCAUUAGCUUUGAAGCAUGUUUGCGAUGCAUGCAGAAAGUUAUUAGCAGGUUCAGCGGAUGCUCUUCUCAAUGUCUACCAGCAAGUAAUGAGUGGAAAGAGUAAUUUCAACUUGUCUUCAGACGAUGAACUUCAGUUGAUUGAGGGCAUGAGUUUGAUGGUCAGUGCGCUGCCACCAGAUCGACUUGGGUCUGCGCUAGAUGCUCUCUGCAUCCCGAUUCUCGCACCUUUACAGCAAGUGGUUACAGCAGCACAACAAGCAGGAUCUUCACAGCAGUUUACUUCAAACCAGUAUACUGUACAUAUUGAUCGGAUAACUAACAUUUUCAGAUAUGGCAGUGAGCCUGACCAUUUGGCAGAUGUUUUCCAACGAAUGUGGCCAAUUUUGAAGGCUGUUUUCACGCAACGGGCAUCUGAUAUGAGGACCAUGGAGAAGUUAUGUCGGGCCUGCAAAUAUGCUGUACGCAACUGCGGAAGUGCCCUUGGAAGUGUAAUGGGCUCAAUGCUAGAGGAGGUGCAAGAGCGUUAUCAACAGCACCAUCAUUCAUGUCUCUUGUAUCUUGCUAGUGAAGUCAUUAAGGUAUUUGGUAGCGACAAUGCUUGUGCAGGAUAUCUAGGUACUCUGAUAUCAGUUCUUUUUGGACAAUCGAUAUCGAUGUUGACAACUAUUAAGGACUUUACUGCGCUACCUGAUGUUGCUGAUGACUGCUUCUUAUUAGCAUCGCGUUGCAUACGUUACUGUCCACACUUGCUAGUAACUACCACCAUGUUACCACCAUUGGUAGACUGUGCCAUGACUGGCAUAACUAUUCAACACAGGGAGGCAUGUCGUUCAAUUUUGACCUUUUUCCAAGAUAUCUUGGAUGUACCCACAACUUUCACAGGAAAGCAUUACGGAGGAGCUGUUGAUGCAGUUUUCCUUCCUCGUGGUGCAACUUUGACGAGAAUUUUAUUGGCUGCUUCUGCCGGGGCUCUACCAGAAUCACGACUUUCCGAGGUUGGACAUGUGUUGAUGGCAUUGGCACGCCUUUAUAAUUUCCAAGUGGUGCAGUGGGCACAAGAAGCGGCUGCUCUGAUUCCCUCGAAUGUAGUGACAGAGGGAGAGCGCAUGAACCUCCUACAGGCUAUUCAAUCCGCAGCCUCAGGAUCAGAUUCCAAUUCCUUAAUAACCUCCUUGGAGGAGUUCUCUGAGGUCUGUCGUCGCAACAAAAAAGUCCAGGAGGCCGUCCAAAGUGUUCUGUAGCCGUCGCGCGUCUCGGUGGCUCCUGUGAAUUAGAACCUUUCCAAAGCUGUUACCAUAUUUAUUAGCAUGUCGUAUGUUGUAGACGUCGAGGAGGGAGAUUUAACUUUCCACUCGGUGGAUUUCAGAACUUUUUAUUAAAGUUCAGUGCAGUUAAGCAUUCAAAUUUAUACGCGGUGGGUUAUUUGUCGGUGGCGACUAUUUUUAACAUGAAACGAUGUAGAGAUGGAAAUAUUUUUUAUUUUUUUAUUUUUUUCAGUUUUUUCUUGUAGUGUCUGAGCUGUAGAUUAUUAAUUUGGUCUUUGGACCCAUUGAGUACUU
This is a messenger RNA of Physcomitrium patens, 3495 nucleotides long. Its product is annotated as transportin MOS14. Gene Ontology annotation, biological process: protein import into nucleus. Gene Ontology annotation, cellular component: cytoplasm. Gene Ontology annotation, molecular function: small GTPase binding. The record is from RefSeq and is a predicted model, not a curated record. NCBI's taxonomy places the organism in Eukaryota, Viridiplantae, Streptophyta, Bryopsida, Funariales, Funariaceae.